Aspergillus nidulans FGSC A4 is the source of this 2439-nucleotide messenger RNA. RefSeq names its product M13 family metallopeptidase. The coding region runs from base 1 to 2319 and encodes 772 amino acids. The record is from RefSeq and is a predicted model, not a curated record. Gene Ontology annotation, biological process: proteolysis. NCBI's taxonomy places the organism in Eukaryota, Fungi, Ascomycota, Eurotiomycetes, Eurotiales, Aspergillaceae. Gene Ontology annotation, molecular function: metallopeptidase activity; metalloendopeptidase activity. The transcript is spliced from 7 exons.
AUGGGUGAUAGGAUUACUCUGCCGGACUCGCCAAUGAGUGAUGAUGGCGAGGAAAGAACCCUUCUCCUGCAAGACCACUUUGAACACCAGCUUGAGAAGUGUUCCGCUCUUUCUGAAUCUGAAUACCUAGAAGAGAGCUCAAAACUCCAGCGAUCUGGAAGAUCGCGGUGCUGGCCGAGCCGAUCAUGGCUCUCCACAUCGUGUUACGCAACGCUGUGGACAGGGAGCGCCAUUCUCCUUAUGACAGCCGGGUACCUGGCAUCGCCAAUGCUGAAAGAGCCAUCUAACAGUGAUGGUCCCCACACUGAAGCACCUACUAUCUGCCAGACCCCGGAAUGCGUCAACGCCGCUUCGGAUAUUCUUCGCAACUUGGACCCCAAUUACGCGAAUAUAGAUCCUUGCACAGACUUUGACCAGUAUGUUUGUGGCGGUUGGAGGAACCAGCAUGAUAUGCGUUCCGACCAGGGCUCGAUCUUCGCAGGGACUUAUAUGGAGGAGGCUUCUCAAACGCGCCUCCGCCAUCUCCUUGAGUCUACUGGACCGUCGGACCCCGCUGACUCAAAGAUAUUCGAGAAAUUGAAGGCUGGAUAUAACGCUUGUUUUGAUGAAGAUGCGGUUAGGAACCGCGGAAACGAGCCUCUGGUGAAAUUGCUGAACGACUUCGAGAAGAUAUAUAGUCUUGAUUCGGCUAUGGGAGGGACUGAAGCCGGCUUGACCGAUUCUGUGCUGUAUCUCUACAAGAGUGGCGUUCCUGCUCUUGUGCUUCCGUCUGUUUCGCCAGACGACCGUGAUCCGGACAAUGUAGUGAUCUUUUUGACACCCCCUAGAAAGAUUGGCCUCCCGGCGAGGGAGUACUACAAUGACACUCAGACUGUGAGCGACUACACCGCGGUUGUUGAGACGGUCCUCGGUGAAUUUGUCGGGAGCAAGAAGGGGAAACAGUUUUCGAAAGACGUCGUAGCAUUCGAGUCGGCCUUGGCCGAUGUGACGCCAACUACGCAGGUGCAAGAGGAUGUCACCCAAUACUACAACCCGCGCAGCAUUGAGGAAACCGAGUCACUUCUACCCCAGAUCUUAAUAUCUGACAUUAUCUCGGACCUUGCCCCAUCGGACUACGAAACUAAUCGUAUAAUUGUGGGCUCUCCGUCUUAUAUGAAAUCGCUGUCCAAAAUUUUGGCGGACACGUCGAGAGAGACUAUCCAAUUCUUCUUCAAGUGGAAAAUCAUUCAAGCCUAUUCUGAGCAUGUUGAAAGUGCCGAGAUUGAGCCACUGCGUGAAUUCAACAAUGUGAUCGCUGGGAAGGAUCCUCAAGCCAAGAUGGACCGGUGGCGCAAGUGCAUCACCACUGUCGAUGAAGAUCUGGGAUGGAUCUUGAGCCGAUUCUACAUCUUGGACGCUUUCCCGGAGGAGUCAAAGAGACUCGGAGAUCAGAUUGUUUCCGAUAUAAAGGAACGCUUCGUAUUCACCCUAGACCAAACCAACUGGAUGUCAUCUGAAGUGAGGAAACUCGGCAUUCAGAAAGUUGGCAAUAUCGUCCAGAAAAUCGGGUACCCGACAAAGAGCCCCAACGUGAUGGACCCAGCCGAUGUAGAGAAAUAUUACCAGAGUCUGUCAAUCUCGAAUGAUACUUACUUCGAGAACGGCCUUGCCGUUUCGAGAUUUGUGGUUGAGAAAGAAUGGUCCGAGCUAGCCCCUACUGUCAAUGCAUACUAUAAUCCCCCUGGCAAUGAGAUCGUAUUCCCGGCCGGGAUCAUGCAGCCACCAGUAUUCUACGGAAAAGGUGCCCCGUUAUACUUGUCCUACGGAGCGUUUGGAGCAGUGAGUGGGCACGAACUCUCUCACGCCUUCGAUUCUACGGGACGUCAUUACGACGAGACAGGGAACUACACGGAUUGGUGGGAUGAGAAAACAGUGAAGGCAUUUGAGGACCGCGCACAAUGCUUCAUCGACCAGUACUCGAAUUUCACAGUCCAUGGCAAGGACUCUGAGCUUCACGUCAAUGGUCGCUUGACUCUUGGUGAGAACAUCGCGGAUGCAGGGGGAUUGACAGCGGCCUAUCACGCCUGGAAGAAGCGCGACGAGGCACAUGCUGACCCCAUUCUACCUGGGCUUUCAUCGUUCAGCAAAGAGCAGGUUUUCUUCAUCUCUUACGCAAAUUGGUGGUGCAGCAAAACGACCCCUGAGAAGGCCCAAGAGGCUAUAUAUAAUGACCCUCAUGCGCCUAAGCCAGCGAGAAUUAUUGGUACCAUGGCGAAUUCCCUAGAAUUCAAAGAGGCAUUCAAUUGCCCCAACAAGCAGCCUACCUGCAAGCUCUGGUAGCUGUGGCUGGAUGCAGGGGCGCUGUUUGUAUAUUAGUACUGUAGGUGUACCGGGAUAUGUAUAAGCAAUGAUAAGUAGCACAUUGUGCGCAGUAGCAUUCAACUGGAUCUUUUGGCAAUG